GAUCUGCGCUGGAGAAGGUGGUGAAUGCGUCAAACAUCGCAGUGUUCGAUGAUGAUCUGGUGUGCGGGGGCUUCCUCUUCAUGGUCUCAUGCGACGCUCAGGGCCGUGUCACCGGCAUGUUGCUUCCCGGAAUGGCUGACAUCCCAACAGACAUUGUCCAGCUCUCCCGCCUGGAAUCACUGAGCAUGGAGGGGGUUUAUGAAAUGCCCAGCCUGCCUUCCGUCCUCGGCGCUCUCACCUCCCUCACACGCCUUAACCUUAUCUCAGCUGUCAAUGGCGGCACCAUCCCUGCAUCCUUCACCCGACUUAAGAAGAUGCAGCGUUUGGUUCUCAACGACAACCACUUGGAAGGAGACAUCUCUCCCUUGCUCUCCUCACUCACUGCUCUCACAUACCUGUCCCUCAAUACCAACAAGUUCUCCUCCUCCAUUCCCGCUAAAAUCUCCAAGCUCCAGAAGCUCGCUACACUUGAUCUAUCGCGCAACCAGCUCUCUGGCCCCCUCUCCCCCGUCACAGCCCUGCCGCAGCUGACCAAAAUCAAUCUCGAGUUCAACUUGCUCAGCUCAAGCCUGCCAAGCUCUAUCUCCAAGUUCAAGAGGCUCACAGAGCUGUCUCUUACGUACAACAAGAUCAGCGGUUCAGUGCCUCGAGCCAUCUCAACCCUCUCUAGCCUCGUGGUGCUGUACCUGGGAACCAACAACAUCACGGGCACUAUCCCAUCUGCCAUCGGAUCUCUGAAGAAACUUAUUGCCUUGGACCUGUCAUACAACCCCAUAUCAGGCAGCUUGCCAGCAGCCAUGGGCUCCCUCAAGUCCCUCAGAAUGCUGCUCAUCCGAUCAGCAUACAUCAACAACACUCUGCCUCUCGCCCUUACAAAGCUCCAAGCAAUUGACACCAUCUCCUUGGCCAACAACCAGCUCUCCGGCUCCUUUCCCGGCUUCCUCGCAAACCUCUCGUCCCUCACUUUGCUUGACAUGGCUGGUAACAACAUCAGCGGGUCCCUUCCAUCAGGGAUUGGAGAUUUCACGAACCUCUACAGACUGCAACUGUCGAACAACAGCAUCACGGGCACCAUCCCAGAGGCUAUGGGCCGCCUUACCGGACUUGCCUUCCUCUAUCUCGCUGGGAAUCAGCUAUCGGGAUCGCUGCCUGCUUUCUUUUCAAACCUCACAUCUCUGAGUGACAUUGACUUGAGUCACAACAGCCUUUCUGGCCCGAUCCCUCCCUCUGCUUUCAACUGGUCCCAAUCCUUGCUAGCCCUAUCUGGGAACAACUUGGCAGGGGAGCUUCCUGCUUAUCUUGGUGACUAUGGUGCAAUGAU
Molecule: messenger RNA, 1321 nt
Organism: Closterium sp. Yama58-4
Lineage: Eukaryota; Viridiplantae; Streptophyta; Zygnematophyceae; Desmidiales; Closteriaceae
Source: the annotation of a GenBank genome assembly